UGCCUUCGAUGCGACGUUUGGUGGGCCAACGAUGAUUCGAAAUUAAAGCUACUGGAUAAAGAUCAUCCAAUGCUUCAUUCCUUCCACAUGACUCUUCUCUUUAUAUCGGUUAGUUUUUUUUUGUUUUUUUAAUUUUCUCUCACUUUUUAUCAGUUCCAAUGCUCUUUUUUCCCCUUCUCUUUGCGUGUUCUUUCGUUUUCGGUUCAUCAUUGCCGAAAAAUGCAGCUCUCUCGCUCUCUCUAUUUAAGUUUUUGGAUCGAUUUCGUCUCCGAAGAAUGUUUUGAUUCCGUUCUCUUCAAUCGCUCUACAGAAUCGCUUCUCUUCUAUAAUCGCAGAAAUUGAAGAUUGGAUGGGAGAUGUACACACUCAGAAUGAACUAUAUGAGAUUGCUUCCGCUGCACAUGGUGAUACUCUUCAAAUCUUCAGUAUUGUAUCACCAUUGGAUGAGAUUUGUACUCAUCUCUUGGCAUUGGCUAGUUACAUAACUCGUCGAUUCGUUGGAUUUAUCGAGGAUCUUGUAGCCCGAGAUGUCGACAGAUUUCUCACCGACCAUAUCAUCAUUCCGCUAGGAGCUUGUUUGAAUCCCUCUGGUCAGAACAGGCAGAGAUCUGUUUCGGAAGGUUCAUCAUCCUUCAUACCUUGCAUUGCGGGUGCCUCGGAUUCAAGGAACGGUUUGCUCGUAGAUAGAACAUCAGAUGUAGAAAGUAUUUUUAGUUACGAGGUUGCUUCUCCCAUUUUUCAAGGGUUGAUGCUCCCAUUAUACGGUUUACAGUUUGUUCAAAAAUUAGCAUUAUGCUUCCUGAGAGAUUGUUUCUCGUGCAUUCAAUGGGUCGAACUCCGCCUUUCAAAUGUAAUAUUUAGAAUUCGAAAAACCUUGAUCGGUUCGUCGGAAGAUAUUGGAUGGCUGCAAAACACUCCUGGUAUGCCUCCUGUUGUUGAUGGAACAGAAAGAUUCUUGGAAUUGCUCUCUGAGAUAAGGAACGGAGAACACAAACUACCGAACUCGUUUGUUUAUUUAUUAAUUCCAGGUCUAUUUAGCAAUCAUGGUCCCUUGUAUUUUGUGGGAACCAAGAGAUUUUUUUCAAAGAUGGGCCUUACUUGCCAUAUUGCAAAAAUUCAUAGUGAGGCGUCUGUAGAACACAAUGCCUGGGAGCUAAAAGAAUACGUCGAGGAGCUUUACUGGGGCUCGGGCAAGCGAGUGAUGCUGCUCGGACAUAGCAAGGGUGGGGUUGAUGCUGCUGCUGCAUUAUCAAUCUACUGCAAUGAGUUGAAGGAUAAAGUUGCUGGCUUGGCUCUGGUACAAAGCCCAUAUGGUGGAACACCAUUGGCUUCGGAUUUCCUUCGCGACGGGCAGGUUGCUGACAAAGAGACGCGGAGGAUCAUGGAGCUCUUAAUAUGCAAGAUCAUCAAGGGCGACAUUCGAGCAUUGGAGGAUCUAACGUACGAGAAGCGGAAGGAAUUCAUCUCAAAUCACGACCUCCCGGAGAACAUACCAAUACUCUCCUUCCACUCUGAAGCACAUGUUGCACCAGGAGUUCUUGCUACAAUGACUCAGAUAGCUCAUGCUGAGCUACCUUGGCUACCUCUUCCAAGUUCUUGGACAGAAUCCGACACGGUGGUGCAGGGCGGGCGGCGUGUUCCAGUAGUGAUUCCCCUUUCUGCUGUCAUGGCAUUGUGUGCUCUUCAUUUGCAGCUUCGGUACGGAGAGAAGAGCGACGGUUUGGUGACAUGUCGUGAUGCUGAAGUUCCUGGCUCGGUCAUUGUGAGACCGAGCCAGAAGCUCGAUCACGCUUGGAUGGUUUACUCUUCCAGGACUAAGAAUGCAGGUGAUCCUGAUGCUUGUGAGAUGUGUGAGGCAAUCUUGACACUGCUUGUGGAGCUUGGGAUGAGAACGAAACAAGUCAAAUAGAGAUGAUGGCUUUCUUGUAAUUCUUCCCCAAAUCAGACCCAAAUUCGUCCAUCGGAAAUUCCAGUGAAAAUUUCCCGGUGCACUUGAAUAUUGAAAACCGGCCGCUUUUUUCAUACGACGGGUCGGCUGGGAGAUUUGGAUUUCAGAAACCAAAUGUUGCUUGAUUUUAUUGUUGACG
Molecule: messenger RNA, 2087 nt
Organism: Cucurbita pepo subsp. pepo (vegetable marrow)
Lineage: Eukaryota; Viridiplantae; Streptophyta; Magnoliopsida; Cucurbitales; Cucurbitaceae
Source: RefSeq, a predicted model, not a curated record